Messenger RNA from Helicoverpa armigera (cotton bollworm), 1698 nucleotides. It is a transcript of the gene Ets65A, whose product is annotated as DNA-binding protein D-ETS-3. Gene Ontology annotation, biological process: regulation of transcription by RNA polymerase II; cell differentiation. The record is from RefSeq and is a predicted model, not a curated record. Lineage: Eukaryota; Metazoa; Arthropoda; Insecta; Lepidoptera; Noctuidae. The coding region runs from base 410 to 1570 and encodes 386 amino acids. Gene Ontology annotation, cellular component: nucleus. The transcript has 9 exons. Gene Ontology annotation, molecular function: sequence-specific DNA binding; DNA-binding transcription factor activity, RNA polymerase II-specific.
GUGCGCAAGCGACGAACAGUUCGCGAUCGGCCGUCCUGUCACUCUCACCGCGGUAUCGAUCAAUCGGAAUCGAGAUAUCAGUGCGGUGAAAUAUGAUUGGUUAAUCCAAAUCUAUAAAUCGGUUACAUUCGAAAUUCGAAAUUUAAUUAUUUAAAGUGCCCCAAUUUUGUUGUAUACGUUUAAUUUAAAUUUGAAUUUUGGUGAAUUCAAACAUGAAUUUACAUGAGAACAUUCGUUUUGUGGGACAGUGAGAGUAUUUAAUGGAUUAGAUUUAGAGAAAGUGACAGUCUGGAAGCAGGGUUUGUUACUAAGGAGUGGUAUCACUGCCAUGUGAUACCACAAGACAGCUACCACGACGGAGAGAGACGGCAAAGACAAAAAGCGACCGAAAAGAAAACGAAUAUCCGAUAUGAGGGUUGACAUCCGCAGUUUAAAGUGUGCAUCUGCACUCCGCGCUGGCCUCAAAGCUGCAAUGUACGAAAGCAGCUGCUCCUACGCAGGAGCCUUAGAAUUAAAGAGAAGCGCAUUAAAGGAGGAGCCAUGGCCUGCCACAGAAUGGCCGCCUUACCGUCUUCAUCAGUCUACCUUCGAGCAGUUGAAACAGAGCGUGGAGAAGGCGAAAGCUGCCUUGCAAGACAGGUCAGGACUCCUGGGCACGGCUACUGCCUUCGGUGACUUCUAUGGCGGGCAGCUGGGCCAGGAUGCCACUGGCUCCACGCUCGGCUUUGGACGGACGGCGAGGACUGAAGAGUCGAUGCUCGGGAAUAUGGAUAAAAAUAAAACUAUUGGUUCAGACAAGCUGUCUGGUGGGGUCGGUAAGGGGUACAACACACCGACACUGUCGGACACGCUACGGGCAACUAAGUGUUCAGAUGCCUCAUACAAAAGUACUUGGUCUACUCACGCUACGUCACAAGGUUCGCAAGGCUAUGGGUCCAAUACGAUUUCAGCAAUGUCGAAGUCGACGCUUGACGCGCACUCGCACUUACGUCAGCCAGACCCUUAUCAAAUGUUUGGCCCCACGAGUAGUCGACUCGCAAACUCAGGUUCGGGCCAGAUACAACUGUGGCAGUUCUUACUAGAACUCCUGAGCGACUCCAGUAACGCCGGCUGCAUCACAUGGGAGGGCACCAAUGGGGAGUUCAAGCUCACGGACCCUGACGAAGUGGCCCGUCGGUGGGGAGAACGAAAGUCCAAGCCCAACAUGAACUAUGACAAACUCAGUCGCGCCCUCAGAUAUUACUACGACAAGAAUAUAAUGACAAAAGUACAUGGCAAGAGGUAUGCCUACAAGUUUGACUUUCAAGGGUUGGCUGCGGCCACGCAACCAGCGGCCAGUGACCCCGCUUACAAGUACCAGAGCGAUCUGUUCAUGAGCUCGUACCACCACUCGGCGAAGCUCUCGUCGUUCAUGUCGCCACACGCGGCGAUGCCAACCUCCACAGCAUCAAUAUUCCCGUCGGCGUCUUGGGGCAACUGGGGCGGCGGAGGGAGCAACUUGUACUCGCCCCACUCCAUGGCGCCUCCCCACGUGCCGUCACACCUAGGAUCCUACCCGCAUUAUGCAUGACCAAUUUAAUUUUAUCAUAAUUAUUUCAUUAAUUCAAUACGUCUUAUAAUUUAACGUAAAACCCAUAAUUUUCAAUUCUUUACUAUGUAUUUAUUGGCAGCAUAAAAAGGAAUAAUUUUAGUAUUAAA